Ostrinia furnacalis (Asian corn borer) is the source of this 492-nucleotide messenger RNA. It is a transcript of the gene Pop5, whose product is annotated as POP5 ribonuclease P/MRP subunit. Gene Ontology annotation, cellular component: ribonuclease P complex. Gene Ontology annotation, molecular function: ribonuclease P RNA binding. Gene Ontology annotation, biological process: tRNA 5'-leader removal. The transcript has 3 exons. The coding region runs from base 1 to 486 and encodes 161 amino acids. The record is from RefSeq and is a predicted model, not a curated record. Lineage: Eukaryota; Metazoa; Arthropoda; Insecta; Lepidoptera; Crambidae.
AUGCCAGAUGAGAGACAAAGCUUAAGAUUCCACGCGUAUAUCACCAUUGAGAUUGAAUCUCCAGCAGUUCCUGAUAGUAAGCCUCUUAGCCUGAAGCCUAGUAAAUUCCACGACUCUGUGCUCGACAAAAUACAACAACUACACGGAGAUUUUGGAGUUGCUUCUAUUAGAAAUGGAUUCCUAACCAAAUAUUGCAAUGAAAACACUCGAAUAGCAUUAAUCAGGGCCAGACAUGGGCCUCACCGCUUUGUUACUAGCAGUCUGCCUUUUGUAACUAAAAUUGAAAAACUAGAUGUUAGAUUAAGAACAUUACAUGUGGGUGCAACAUUGAAACAUAGUUUUAAAUUUAUACAAAGACAUCAAAGGGCAUAUUUAGACUCCAUGUGGUCGAAACUAAAAACGGAUGAAGAGAGGAAGCGCUUGGAAAAAGCUGUAAUGGAUUUUAAUAACACAGAUGUUGCAAUAAAUCUUGAAAAUAUAGCUUAAAUAAAA